Messenger RNA from Lymnaea stagnalis (great pond snail), 8461 nucleotides. Lineage: Eukaryota; Metazoa; Mollusca; Gastropoda; Lymnaeidae. The record is from the annotation of a GenBank genome assembly.
AGGAAAUUAGUUCAGGUCCAUUUUAGUUCAGAAGAAACAUUGAAUGGACAUUGCCGGAAAAUAAGAGUUACCAAUAAAGUUAAAGUUGCAAAAUAUAUUAGUGUGGCAUCAAAUAAAUAAGUACCAGCCUUAUCGUUUUCAAGAAGUGAAGGGAAGCCUAUACUAUGUAAAUAAAUGAGUCACUUAAAUUGCCAGUCCCUUUCAAGAUAAUGAAUAAUGUUUUAAAACUCAAAGACAAUGGACAUGGUUCUGUCUUGGUCGGUCUAAAUCACUAAAAGUUAAAGUCAUUGUGGAAUAAAUAUUAAAUAAGUAUGCCUGUUUAUUGUUUAUUAAGUAUAAUAAUUAAUAAUGGGGGAAAAGAUAAAUCGGAUCGGGUAGGACUAUCCUAGUAUCAGUAUCAAUUUUCAUGACUUCUAUAAGUCAAAAUAUGAUCAAUAGUCUAUGAUUAGUUUGCUUCUAUUACUUUAUUGUAGAAGAGGCUAAUAAUAAAUCAAAAAUAUAAUCCUCAUUAAUCAUUACUUACAUAAAAUUUUUUAAAAAAUUAAUAUAAAAUUUAGUAUAAUGUAGUAUAUGAAAUAUAGGGCUAAUGCCCUAUGCCUAUACUACUUGAAGUUUGAGAAAUAUACUUAAUAGUAGUGUUUCUUUCUUAUGACUUAUGAUAAUAGUUUGACUAAAUUAAUAAAUAAUUUAGUAAAUAACAUUUAAAUUGUAUACUUAAUUUUAAUCAUGCUCCACAGUGCACAGUUGUUGUUUUUUAUUAUUAAAAAAGAAGUUGACAUUUGAUUAUUUGAUUUGAAGACAGGCUUCAAAAACUUUGUGGAAUAAAGUAACAGGAUCAUGAGCUUACUCUCUAGCCACUGGAAAUCAAUACAAAAAAUCAGUACCAUUUUCGGCAUAAAGAUCUACACACAGCAGAUAUUUAUUUCAGGUUUUAUGAAUAUUAGCCUCAAGUCUGAUAAUAAUUAUACUAUAAACAUAAGAUCAGUUGCACCGACUCGUUGUGAAAACUGUACUUCCGCAACCCAUAUAAGAAACAUGACUGACACUGUUGCCAAACCACUGUAUGAAGAUCUAAAUACAGAUGAGACGGGCAAUGUGAUACAGGAUGAAGAUCCAUCAAAUAAUUAUCAACCUUUUAGUAAAGAAGAAACUGUUAAGCCACUUUCAAAGAAAGCUUUAAAACGAGUAAGUCAUUUCUUAGAAAUUCCAUGUUAAUUUUUCAUUGUUCAUAUUAAUCAUAUUAAAUGUGUGUUCAAGUUCAGGUAAAAGAAGUUUCUUUCAACAAUCUUCAACAAUGUUUAUUUAUUCAUGUUUACUUUAUAAUUUGUUAAACAGAAGUCAAAAUGUUUCAUUUACAAAACUUAUCCUUCCUUUGUUUAAAAUCCAUUUUAAAAGGCAUUUAGUGAUAGUAAAAAAAAAAAAGGUAUAUUUGUCAUUAGAUUGCAAGGGCACAAAAGCAUAAAGAGUUAAAGAGAAAAAGGCGAGAGGAUCUCAGAUUAAAUCAAAAAGAUGAUCCUGGUUACAGUCCUGAAGACCUGUUGCAAUCUUCAUAUUACUUUGAGAAUGGUAGGUACCGUAGCUCUUGGUAAGAAUCACUAUGUACAAAAUUUGUGAAGAGGACUACAAUAAAAUGUUGUUACAGGUACUAAAAUAUCUUUUACUGCGCAAAUCACUCUUUUGUCCUAUUAUUCUGUUUUAUUUUCACAGGCCUUCGAAAAGUUUACCCCUACACUUAUAUCUUUGCUACACAUGCUAAAGGUCGUUGGGUUGGCCGCACCAUUCACAACGUUUUGGCAUCAGAGUUUGGUUUUGAUCAGCCUGGAGAUUUGGUUAGUGGUUCCAAUGUGAUAUAUUGUUUCAUUUUUUUAAAUAGAUGCUUUUUAAUUUAUGAAUAUUAAAAGAAUAUAAAUUUAUUUAUUUUGGUAGAGUUUCAAUGCAUCAGUAAAAUUCUUUACCUCUGAGUGAUAUAUCAAGUCAAAUAUUGUGAAAUGGCUAUCCAAUUUUUUAAAUAUAUACAAUCUUCACGUAGCUGCAAUAUAUGUUAUUUUUCAAUUUAUUCAAACUUUUAAUUUUUAAGUUACUUAAUAAUUGAGUGUCCUCUUUGUCAAAAUUAGAUGAAUGGGGAUGGAUCAUUAUAAGAAUAAAAUAAUUACUGUUCAUUAAUUUUCAUUAAUUCUGAGAUAAACAUGUCUUUUAAAUUUGUUUUUUUAUGAUUAGGACAAAGCUUUUGAUACUGGUAUGAUCCAUGUUAACAACAACCAGGUGGCUUCAAGCUACGUACUUAAAGACUGUGACUACAUCUCUCAUCGCACACAUAGGUUGGUACCAAGACAUUUACAAACAAAAGAAAUCUCUAAAUCUGGUGUGUCUUCUUUUCAUUAUCAUUCCUAUCAACAUCAUUUAUCAAGCACAUUUCGUCCAGCUACUACAAGCAACCCAAUUAGUAUUGAAUAAAAUUUUAACCAUAAAUGCUGCAUGUUGGAUUUUGAUUGCUUAAAGACCCAAUAUACUUCUGGUCAGCUAUACAAAUGAUAUACAUCACCUUUGUUAGUUAGUCCCUCCACUAGUAAUGUUUCAUUAUGAUACAAGGGGCAACAGAUGCACUAAAGCACGCAUCCAAUGCUACACAUGACUUAUCAUGUAGAUUUUCAGCUUUGAAAGUGUGAAUAAAUACAUAAUUAUCUGUCUAAUGGUAAAAUAAUUUUUUUUUUUUUUUUUUACUAAUUUGCAUUUUGAAAUACUUCAGGCAUGAAAACCCAGUGACAGCUGGUCCAAUCGAGAUUAUAGAGAACAAUGAUGAUGUGCUAGUUAUCAACAAACCAGCCUCCAUUCCUUGCCACCCGUGUGGGCGGUACAGAUUCAACUCUCUCGUCUUCAUCAUUGGCAAAGAAAUGGGAAUCACAAAUCUCAGAAGUGAAUAUAUACCUGUUUAAUUAAUAAACUUUGACAUUAAUCUUUUUUACAUCCAUUUAUUUAUUUCAUUUUGUUUCCCUACGAAUAAUCAGAUUACUUUAUUUUAUAUUUCUUGUAAGAGGGAGUGAAAAGAGUGUUUGUAAGAAUGAGUGAAAAAAGUGUUUGUAAGAGGGAGUGAAAAGAGUGUUUGUAAGAGGGAAUUAAAAGAUUGUUUCUAAGAGGGAGUGAAAAGAAUGUUUGUAAGAAAGAGUGAAAAGAGUGUUUUUAAGAGGGAGUGAAAAGAGUGUUUGUAAGAAGGAGUGAAAAGAAUGUUUUUAAGAGGGAGUGAAAAGAGUGUUUGUAAGAAGGAGUGAAAAGAGUGUUUGUAAGAGGGAGUGAAAAGAGUGUUUGUAAGAGGGAGUGAAAAGAGUGUUUGUAAGAGGGAGGGAAAAGAGUGUUUGUAAGAGGGAGUGAAAAGAGUGUUUUUAAGAUGGAGUGAAAAGAGUGUUUGUAAGAGGGAGUGAAAAGAGUGUUUUUAAGAGGGAGUGAAACGGGUGUUUGUAAGAAGGAGUGAAAAGGGUGUUAGUAAGAGGGAGUGAAAAGAGUGUUAAUGCCACCAUUAUGGUUUCAUUGGUUUUAUUUGCUUUAAUUUUUAUGUCAUCGAUAAUAACCGUUGAAGGCAGGGCUCCUAGGCAGCCGUUUCAUCCCAGUCACUAGCUAGUAUUUGUGAGGCUGUGUUUAUGUAGGGGCAAGGAGUGCCCAGUACAACUUAGCGAUAAAGAUUGUUAAGAUAUGAGUGGUCGGUAGCUAUGAAUCCUUUUGCAAGGUAUCAGUGAAGAUUCAUCAUAUUCACACCCAAUCAAAAUGUAGGAACAUAUUUUUUCCCAGGGGUGGCGGGGGACGACAUAGUGGUCUGCAUUAGGGAAUCCACUCCUUACUUUGUAAGGUCAAUUCUUGGGAGCUACCCCUUGGGCAUUCCUUUGGUGGUCGGAUGGUUCACGGCUAGGUAGAAACAUCCCGGGGGACUACCUCGCGGUACCCUUCCUCUGUAAAAGUUGAGAGGGUCCCGUGAGAUAGGGUUCCUGAGAGACCUCAAAGAGCUUUGUCUCAGGUCAUUUGGCACUCCAAAUGUAACAUUUUCGAAAAAAUUUCUUUCAUUUAAUUUAUUACAUAUUGUUUAUUGCAGUGGUUCUAAUUUAAAAUUUGAAAAGUUUUAAUGUGCUCUUUAUUAUUUUUUAUUUGUGUUUUGAAACAAAUAUAUCACCUAAGGGUCUAAGCUAACAUAAUAUUAGAACAGUUUGGAAAAGAUAUAUCAGCUAAGGGUCUAAGCUAACAUAUUUUUAGAACAAUGUCUUGAACUGUAACAAUAAAUAACCAUAGACAAUUCAUGAAAUGGAAAUAUUAUUUUGAAUGUUUCAAACAUCUCAUCAUCACCAACCCAGGAUAUUAUCCUUUAUAACUUGCACUUAAAUAUCCAUCUUGUAAACUAAACUGUACUUUUGUAUCCAAAUUGUAAACUACAAUUAUAUUUUUACCAUCCCCCUUCUAUAUAAAACAGAUAUCUAUCGGCUGGACCGGCUAACUUCUGGUGUACUCAUCUUAGGGAAAACUGCAGAGAUGACAAGGGUUUUAAUGGACCAGGUGGUCAAGAGAGAAGUUCAGAAAGAAUAUGUGUGCCGAGUGAUGGGCAGGUUCCCAGAGUGAGUUGCAAUAAAUGUUUUUUUUUAAAGAUGUAGCCUCUUUUUUUUUUCCAUUUGAUUGAAUUUUAAUUGAUUCAUUCAAGAUUGGAGUUAAUGUUUUUAAAAUAUUGUUUUGGUAGAUGGGGCUCUCAAUUAGGAAAUGCUGUUGUCACCUAAUUCAACCACUUAAAAAAGAGGGAAAGUUAGACUAAGGCAUUCAUGAGCCUCUAUUAUGUUUACAGUGGUACAAUCAAAGUGGACCAGCCUCUCCAACCACUGUCCAAUAAACUGAGACUACAGGUCAUCUCUCCGAAUGGUAAAGCCAGCCAGACAACCUUCACAAGGCUCAGCUACAAUGGGAGAUCCAGCGUUGUCAGAUGUAAGUACCUACACAUGAUCUAUGACAUGGUGGAGUUAGUGUCGAUAGUUGUCUGACUCUUAUUGGACUCUUAAAUAUACUGAAGGAAUUAUAGAAGUAUUUUCCAGCCAGUGGUGUUAACUGGCAAGAGAAGAUAACUUGUACAUCUGGCCAAGGAAGUUGGGUAAAUAAUUUGCAAAAGCAGGUUAUUUGGGGCAAAAUAUUUUUAAUUUUUUUUAUUAGUGUUGUUUUAUUAUCAAAGAAAUCUUAGUAAUGAUAUUCUUAUUAGUUGCAAACAAAAAACUAUUUGACCCAAUAAGGAUCAAACUCUACAAAAACUGGGUUGAAUUUUAAAACACGUGCAUUUUAAAAUUGGUCACGCUGAGAUCUGCCACUCUAUCAAAGAGUACAUUAGACUAAGCUGUUAAACAAAUUUCAUUUGAUUAUAAUUAGCAAAAUUUUAGCAUGAGAAAUUAUAUGAAUAAACAAGCAAACUCUGUUUAAUAGUUUAAUACAAGAUUCUAACAAAGGAGAUUGAGUUAUGAGUUAAUAUCCAAUAUCCAUUAUCUCGUUCUAGCAAAAAUCUGGUAAAACGGCCUUCACCCUUUACCCUGCUUUCUAUUUCAUCAACUGUUCCAGGUGUUUUUAAAUCAUAUGUUGUUGUUUUUUUUUUGUAAGGUUUGCCACAUACUGGCCGGACACAUCAGAUUCGUGUACAUCUUCAGUUUUUGGGCCAUCCAAUCAUCAAUGACGUUUUCUACAAUUGUGAGGCCUGGGGACCAAAUAAAGGAAAGAAUGGUGUCUAUGAAAUUUCUUUCGAUGAAGUAAGUGUCUAAUUGAUUGUUUUUAAAUAGUACACAGUAGAAGGCUAAUCUUUAGCCUCUUCUUUCAUCACUUGAUUUUACUAGCGAUAUUACAUUUUUAUUUAAAAAUAAGUCUUAGUAUUUCUUUAACAUUAUCUUCUCCUAAACCUUCUAAAUAUUUAUCCAUUAUAAAAUAUCAAGUAGGCCACAGUAGAACUGCAGAGGUGGCAUUUAAAAUCUUAAUUAGAUCUUAACUUGAUACAGCAGUAGUUGUUUUUUUUAUUUAACAGUUGUUUAGUCUUUCUGUUAAUCAUCACUUCCUUCCCCUCUGACCUCUCUACGCUUUUCUUUCCCAUUUCCUCGUCUGGAUUCCAAGCUGUUAUACAUCUUUUCCACAUCAUCUAAUCCAAAAAUCAUGUUCAUAUCCAGGCAUAGGUUCAUUUUCAUUAGUUAGUAUCAGUCCAGGUUUUUUUUGCUGCUUGUAAUACUUGUAUGUUAUAACAUUUCUUUCUUUACAUGGCUGGGUUGUUAGCCCUGUGCACAACCAUUCUGCUCUCUAGGUAAUUGCCUUUUUUUUUUUUUUGGAUAAGGGUCCCUAGUCUUUGUGGAUCCUUCCACUUCCUACACUACAAAGCAGUAGAUUCUGAUUUUGAUCCGCCCUGGGUAUUUUAUUUCCCAAGUGCAUGCCGUAUCCUCCACCAGAUGCUUGAUCAGUAACUGUGUAUAAGUAUUUCUGUUAAUGGUACUGGGGAUUAGUAUUUAAAAAAAAUGUUUUUAGCAGAUUUGCAGAGGCUAAAAUGAGUGAGCUUUUUUUAAAGCGUUGAUUGUAGCCAUGUACAUGUACAUAGGGAAAUAUAUAGUGAUUUCUUAUGAAAAAUGAAAUUUAAUUUUAAUUUUUUUUCGCCAGGUGUGUGAGAGAAUCAUGCAAGAACACAGCGUCACUCUAUGGGAUGGAGGAGAAAAUCCACUUUACGGAGAGAGACUACGACAAAUGGAGUCAAAGGAGCUAAAAUUUCCCAACACAUCUAGAGUACCCGACUGUUCACAUACACACAACAUAGAUGAAACAGAGGAGGAACCACAGAGGAAAUUGAGAAAGGUGGAGGCUGAGGGUGCAACUAUUCAUAAAGCUCAGGUGGAAAUGUUGACCUCCGCUGUCUCUAAAUCUGGAUCUCAAGAAGGAGUGACCCCAAUAUGUGAUCCGGUAAAACCUGACCAAGCAGAAUCUGGGUCAAACAGUCAAAGUGCCAACAUCACGAAACAUGUCGGGACACAUCGAGACAGUGAAGUCAAUACGGGUCGGCCUGGUUUUGAAAUGUCCAAAUGGUCAGUCGAUGCAUCCUGUGACCUGUGUAAGAAGAAACCAAUUGACCCCCAGGAAAAGAAUCUUGUUAUGUUUCUCCAUGCUCUCAAGUACAAGGUCAGUGAUACAAUACUCAGAUGAUCUGACUCUCUAUGACUCAGAUGAUCUGACUCUUUAUGAUUCAGAUGAUCUGACUCUUUAUGACUCAGAUGAUCUGACUCUUUAUGACUCAGAUGAUCUGACUCUUUAUGACUCAGAUGAUCUGACUUUUUAUGACUCAGAUGAUCUGACUCUUUAGGACUCAAUGAUCUGACUCUUUAUGACUCAGAUGAUCUGACUCUUUAUGACUCAGAUGACCUGACUCUUUAUGACUCAGACGAUCUGACUCUUUAUGACUCAGAUGAUCUGACUCUUUAUGACUCAGCGGAUCUGACUCUUUAUGACUCAGAUGAUCUGACUCUUUAUGACUCAGAUGAUCUGACUCUUUAUGACUCAGAUGAUCUGACUCUUUAUGACUCAGAUGAUCUGACUCUUUAUGACUCAGAUGAUCUGACUCUUUAUGACUCAGAUGAUCUGACUCUGUAUGACUCAGAUGAUCUGACUCUUUAUGAAGAAAAAAAACAAAGUACAGGCUAUUUCUCUACACAAGUGUUAGUGAAUUAUUUUUUUUUAUAUUUGUGAAGGGGACAAAUAUACUUUACCCAUUGAUAGUUCAAUAUUUAGUUUUCUAACGGGAUUUUGGGGGAAGGGGGUUGUUAAAAUGUGUUUUAUUUUUAUUAAAUCCAGUGAAGAUGCUAUUCUUGUUGCUUCUACUGGUGGCCAGCAUAUCAUAAGAUUUUACCUUAGGGCACAUAAAGCGAUUAUUGAUGUAACUAUGAACAUUUAGUACCUGACAUACAACAAAAACUAUAACUAUAAGACAGCCGUAUAGAAUUCAUAUUUAAUGAUGAGUUCUAAACUGCAACCAUAAAAGAAUUAAAUUAAAACUUCAUCUGUUUUGGAAAAAUUACUUGUACAUGGACUGUUAAAUUGAGUAUAUAUCUAAUUUAAACUUUAAAAAAAAAAAAUACAUUUUUGGAUUUUUUCCACCAAAAAUAAAAAUAAUCAGAAAGGAUAAUUUAUUUAAAUCUCAAAAUGUACAAUUACCAUUUUAAAUUUACAGUUAAAAUUUAAUUGCCACGCAUUUCAAUGAUUUUUUGUCUGUCUUCAGGGCCCAGGCUGGGCGUACGAGACACGUUUACCCGACUGGGCAAAAGAAGAUUGGAAUAGAGAAGAUGAUUACAUAAUAGGAACAAACUCUCCAUUGACUUGAGAUCUCAUUGAUUAGCAUUUAUCUCGUAUUGUGUAAUGUCAAUGUGAUGCAACAGUGUAAAGUUGUUUGUGAUAUGUCGUAAGAUUUUACAUUAAAAAUGAACUGCUAAAUGAC